AUGGCGGAUAGUAACAAAAACAAGAGCGCUAAGUUACUAGCAAUAGCUGCGGCUAUUGCAAUCGGUGGUAUCGAUGGUCAGUUUCUGGCCUUCGAUCAACACGCAACCGAGUGUGCACUGUACGUGAACGGACCCGGCAAAUCGUCCGCCUUUGACUACAACCUCAACCUGUUCCGUGGCACAAUUGCACCGCUGCAUGCCGAACCGACCACCUGUAUUACGUACGAUGCCAUCAAUCAGGCGUACCUGGAUGCCCGGAAGCGGAUCCGCGUAUCGCAACCGAAAGGUGACUGGAAGACGGAAGACAUCGCGACAGUUGGUGAGCUGCUGCUCGACAUCUCGAUUCAGCUAGCCAGAACGUAUGGUUUGUCGUACGAAGAGAUCGAGAAGGGUCUGCCAUCGAUCGACACGUCGAAGACACUGAUCCGUGAGGUAUGUCCAGCGUUCCUGUCCGGGGUAGAGUGCCGCCCGGGCAAGUACCGCCGUGUGGACGGGCUCUGCAACAACCUGAAGCAUCCGACGUGGGGUGCAGCGAUGACACCGUUCCAGCGGCUGAUCGGACCACUGUACGCGGACGGUAUCAACGCGCCGCGCAUCUCGAUCACCGGUCACGAUCUACCAUUGUCGCGUGUCGUGUCCCGCACGAUCCAUCCGGACGAGGGCUACCAUGACCAUGCCGGUACGGUGUUUGUUAUCGCGUGGGGACAGUUUAUGGAUCACGACUUUACGCUUACCGCGACACCGCUCGACCCAAUCAACCGUAACGACCCGGAGGAGUGCUGCAAACGGCCGCCCCAUCUGAAGCACCCGUACUGUAAUGAGAUUCGCGUCCCGGACGACGACUACUUCUACCGGCUGUUUAACGUCAAGUGUAUCGAUUUCGUGCGCGGUUUCCCAUCGCCCCGUGCCGGCUGUCGGCUCGGUUCGCGCCAACAGUUCAACACGCUCACCUCCGUCAUUGACGGUAACACGAUCUACGGUGUGAACGAGAAGUUCACCCGGAAGCUACGCACCGGCUACAACGGGCUGCUGCGCAUGAACCCGGUGUUUGCCGAGUACGGGCUGAAGGAUCUGCUGCCGCUGAAACUGGACAUACCGGACGAGGGUUGUACGCGGCCGAACAAGAGCAUGUUCUGCUUUGAGGCGGGAGAGAUUCGCGUGAACGAGCAGCUGGUACUGACCUGCAUGCACACGCUGUUGGCUCGCGAACACAACCGUAUCGCGACCGAGCUCGGCAAGAUCAAUCCACACUGGGACGAUGAAACGCUGUUCCAGGAGGCGCGUCGCAUCAACAUCGCCAUCAUCCAGCACAUCACGUACAACGAGUUCCUGCCGAUACUGCUCGGCAAGGAGGUGAUGGAGAAGUUCGGACUGCUCACGCAAAAGGAAGGCUACUGGGAUGGGUAUGACGAGAACAUUAACCCGGCCAUCAUCGAUUCGUUCGCGUCGGCCGCAUUCCGUUUCGGACACUCGCUGCUACCGACCGCCGUCGAGCGCUGGUCCAAGGCACACAAGUUUAUCGCCUCCAAGCGUCUGUCGGAUCUGAUUCGUCGUCCGUACGAUCUUUAUCGGGCCGGCGUGUACGACGAGUACCUGAUGGGGCUGAUGAACCAGGUCGCACAGGCUAUGGAUGACUCGAUCACGCAGGAAGUUACGAACCAUCUGUUCAAGAAGGAGGGUUCCCGGUUCGGUAUGGAUCUGGUGUCGUUCAAUAUGCAGCGAGGCCGCGAGUUCGGUGUGCCCGGGUACAUGGAGUUCCGCAAGUUCUGCGGUUUGCCAACGUCUGAUAACUUCGAGGAGCUGUUCGGUUCAAUGCCGAACGAAACGGUGCGCCGGUACGAGAGCAUCUUCGAACAUCCAGCUGAUGUAGAUCUAUGGUCUGGUGGUGUGUCAGAGCGUUCGCUGCCCGGUUCGAUGUUGGGACCGACCUUUGCCUGCAUCAUCGCUACCCAGUUUAGCUAUGUGCGACGUGGCGAUCGGUUCUGGUACGAGCUGCCAAACCAGCCGUCCUCCUUCACGCCGGAACAGCUGCAGGAGAUCCGUAAGGCGAAGCUUGCUCGCCUGAUCUGCGACAACACUGAUCUGAUCGAUACCGUGCAGAUCUACCCGAUGGUGCUGCCUGAUCACGAAAUUAACCCCCGAGUGCCAUGCAAGAGUGGAAUUCUUCCUUCCAUCGAUCUGUCCAAGUGGGCCGACUAUGGUCACGAGACUCAUUCACCUCAUCAAUAUCAAUUCUUAAACGACAUUCCGGAAACGAUUGGAUUCAAAUAG
This is a messenger RNA of Anopheles maculipalpis, 2271 nucleotides long. RefSeq names its product peroxidase (gene cysu). The coding region runs from base 1 to 2271 and encodes 756 amino acids. Gene Ontology annotation, biological process: response to oxidative stress. Gene Ontology annotation, molecular function: heme binding; peroxidase activity. Lineage: Eukaryota; Metazoa; Arthropoda; Insecta; Diptera; Culicidae. The transcript has 7 exons. The record is from RefSeq and is a predicted model, not a curated record.